UGGGCAGUUGGCCAAGCCUUCUGCUAUAAAAGCAGGCUGGCACUCAGCCUUGCAUAGCCUUUGUCAGCUCUGUUUCAGGGAUACCUGGCGGGCCAGUCCUUAGACACAAUGCUGACUGAUCUAGAGAAGUCCUUGAAUGCCAUCGUUGAUGUCUUCCACAAAUACUCCCUCGUGAAAGGGAAUCACCACGCCCUCUACAGGGAUGACCUGAAGAAACUGAUCAGUAAUGAGUGUCCUCAGUACAUACAGAAAAAGGAUGCAGAAACCUGGUUCAAAGAGCUGGACUUCAAUGAGGACGGCGCAGUGAACUUUGAGGAGUUCCUUGUACUGGUGAUAAAAGUUGGCGUGGCAGCCCAUAGAGAGAGCCACAAGCAUUAGUAGAGCGACUGCACAUGGGACUGGGCCCCUGAAAAUGUACCUACAGAAUAAUAAAGUCAUCAUACCUCAAGCCUC
Molecule: messenger RNA, 453 nt
Organism: Nannospalax galili (Upper Galilee mountains blind mole rat)
Lineage: Eukaryota; Metazoa; Chordata; Mammalia; Rodentia; Spalacidae
Product: protein S100-A8
Exons: 3
Coding region: 109-378 (89 amino acids)
Biological process (GO): neutrophil chemotaxis; response to lipopolysaccharide; leukocyte migration involved in inflammatory response
Cellular component (GO): cytoplasm
Molecular function (GO): calcium ion binding
Source: RefSeq, a predicted model, not a curated record